This is a messenger RNA of Scheffersomyces coipomensis, 2094 nucleotides long. It is a transcript of the gene FAA4, whose product is annotated as long-chain fatty acid-CoA ligase. Gene Ontology annotation, molecular function: long-chain fatty acid-CoA ligase activity. Bases 1 to 2094 code for a protein of 697 amino acids. The transcript has a single exon. The record is from RefSeq and is a predicted model, not a curated record. Lineage: Eukaryota; Fungi; Ascomycota; Pichiomycetes; Serinales; Debaryomycetaceae. Gene Ontology annotation, cellular component: plasma membrane; lipid droplet; endoplasmic reticulum. Gene Ontology annotation, biological process: long-chain fatty acid metabolic process; long-chain fatty-acyl-CoA metabolic process.
AUGGCUCCUUUAACUUUACCUGUUGGUGAAGCUUUACCGGGUGAAACUGCCCCUAGAAGAAAAUCAGCUUAUAAAAAUGCUCCCGUUGUAAGACCUGAUGAUUCAAAAGCAAUCACCAUGGCAGAUUUCUUUGAAGAAUGUGUGGCUAGAAAUGGUAAAAGAAACGCCAUGGGAUGGAGAACUUUAAUCGAUACUCAUCAUGAAAUUAAAAAAGUUACCAAAAUUAUCGAUGGUGAACCUCAACAAAUUGAUAAAGAAUGGAUCUAUUAUGAAUUAAGUCCUUAUAAUUAUAUCACUUAUCCUGAUCUUUUAACUCUUGUUAAAGAUUAUUCUAAAGGUUUAAUUGAAUUAGGUAUAAAACCAAAUCAACAAUCAAAAGUAUUUGUUUAUUCAGGUACUUCUCAUAAAUGGAUGCAAACUUUUUUAGCAUCAACUUAUCAAAAUAUCCCUAUUGUAACAGCUUAUGAUACUUUAGGUGAAUCAGGUUUAACUCAUUCUUUAGUUCAAACUGAAUCUGAUGCCAUUUAUACUGAAAAUUCUUUAUUCCCAACUUUAAUUAAACCUUUACAAAAAGCAACUCAUGUUAAAUAUAUUAUUCAUUCUGAACCAAUCGAUCCAAAUGAUAAAAGAUCUCUGGGUAAAAUUUAUCAAGAUUCUGAAAAUGCUAAACAAAAAAUCUUGGCUAUAAGACCAGAUAUAAAAUUUAUAAGUUAUGAUGAAGUUAUUGAAUUAGGUAAAUCUUCAACUUUAGGUUUAAAUUAUCCUCAACCAGAUGAUUUAGCUUGUAUAAUGUAUACUUCUGGUUCAACUGGAGAUCCAAAAGGGGUGGUUUUAAAUCAAGGUAAUUUAGUAGCUGCCGUGGGUGGUAUUUCUACUGUUGCAACUCGUGAAUUGGUUAAUAAUAAUGAUCGUGUCAUUGCAUUUUUACCAUUAGCUCAUAUUUUCGAAUUAGCUUUUGAAAUGACUAAUUUCUGGUGGGGUUCAUGUUUAGGUUAUGCCAAUGUUAAAACUUUAACUGAUGUUCUGUGUAAAAAUUGUCAAUCUGAUUUAAUGGAAUUUAAACCUACUAUUAUGGUGGGUGUAGCUGCCGUUUGGGAAUCAGUUAGAAAAGGAGUUUUAGCUAAAGUUAAACAAUUACCUUAUUUAACUCAACGUAUCUUUUGGGGUGCAUUCAAAGCUAAAUCAACUUUCACUGCUUUUAAUAUUCCUGGUGCUUCAUUCUUUGAUAUUAUCUUUAAAAAAGUUAAAGCUGCUACUGGUGGUGAAUUAAGAUGGAUUUUAAAUGGUGGUUCACCAAUUUCAAAAGAUGCUCAAGUUUUCAUUUCAACUUUAAUUGCUCCAAUGUUAUUAGGUUAUGGAUUAACUGAAACUUGUGCCAAUACUACCAUUGUUGAUCAUACUCAUUUUGAAUAUGAUUGUUUAGGUACGAUUUUAGGUUCAAUGACAUGUAAAUUAAUUGAUGUUCCUGAUGCUGGAUAUUUUGCUAAAAAUAAUCAAGGGGAAAUCCUUUUAAAGGGUAAACCACUUAUGAAUGAAUAUUAUAAGAAUGAAAAGGAAACUUUAGAUGCUUUUACUGAAGAUGGAUGGUUUAAAACUGGUGAUAUUGGAGAAUGGACUGCCAAUGGUGGUUUAAGAAUUAUUGAUCGUAAAAAGAAUUUAGUUAAAACUUUAAAUGGGGAAUAUAUUGCUUUGGAAAAAUUAGAAUCGAUUUAUAGAUCAAAUCCAACCGUGUUAAAUCUUUGUGUUUAUGCUGAUACUACUAAAGUUAAACCAAUUGCUAUAAUCUUACCUAAUGAAGUUCAUUUGAAACUGCAUUUGGUUGAUGAUAAAGUCUUCUCCAAAGAACAAAUUGAAAAAUUAGAAUUGAGUCAUCUUGUGGAUGAUAAAAAAGUAAUUAAUUCCAUUCAUAAAUAUUUAUUACAAACUGGUAAAGCUCAAGGUUUAAGAGGUAUUGAAUUAAUUCAAAAUAUUGUUCUUUUAGAUGAAGAAUGGACUCCUCAAAAUGGGUUAGUUACUUCAGCUCAAAAAUUACAAAGAAAGAAAAUUUUAGCUUCUUGUCAAGAUAAAGUUGCUGCUGCUUAUGGAUCCUCUUAG